Messenger RNA from Daphnia magna, 2862 nucleotides. RefSeq names its product nucleolar transcription factor 1. NCBI's taxonomy places the organism in Eukaryota, Metazoa, Arthropoda, Branchiopoda, Diplostraca, Daphniidae. The transcript has 17 exons. The coding region runs from base 151 to 2595 and encodes 814 amino acids. The record is from RefSeq and is a predicted model, not a curated record.
CGUGCUUUGAAAAGGAGGGAAAGGAGGUAUGGUGGAGAGGGAGAUAGCGUUCCUUCAGGCUUUCCAGAUCACUGUACAUUCGUCGCUCAGUGCGAGUAAACGUCAGACGCGUUGGUUUGGAUUUCUUGUUUUCAUCUAGUGCAUAGUUCCAUGGCAAACGAAAAAAAAAAUAAAAACAAAAAUCUCGUAGAUAAAGUUACGGCACCGUCAUCUACAGCCAUGGCGCAAAAAGUUAAAGCUUCCAAGAAAAUUGAAUUGCCCGCGAGUCCCCCUGAAGAUGAACAACCAUUUUCUCCGCUGGUUACAGAUGAAGAUGAGGAUGACGAGGACAGAGAAGUAGAUGAAGAGGAAGAGAAAGAGGAUGACGAUGAAGGAGUUGCUGACGAAGAAGACGAAGAUGAAGACGCAGGUGAAAACGCAGAUCAAGAUGAAAUUGAAGAAGAAAAAAAUGGAGCUCCCUUAAGUUGGCCAAAAAUCGACACUUUGGAGCUUUUGGAACGCAUUCGGAAAGCUUGUCCAAAAGACGAUGUAAUGAAAUACGACUCUCGCGUAAACCACGUUGAUUGGGAAGCCAUUAAGUUUGGGGAAUAUUCUUCUGACCAGUGUAAAACUCGCUGGCUCGAUAUUCAAGCUCAUCUAAGACACUAUCGGCUUCUUACUGAAGUUUUAACGGAUGCUGAGACAUGGGUAGAUAGGCCUUGGUACAAUUUCAACAAAGGAGGAAAGAAUAACCAGAAGCAUCCUGAUCAGCCGAAGAAACCUCUCACAUCCUACAUGCUGUUCUACAUGGAACAAAAAGAUGCAGUUUUGGAGAAACAACCUGGUCUCGGAAUGACGGAACUGAGCAAGAUCAUUGCAAAAAUGUAUCACGAACUUAAUGACCGGAAGAAACAGAAAUAUUCUGAAAUGGCAGAAAAAGAAAAAGAAGCGUACUUGGAAAAAAUGAGGAAGUUCACUGAGGCCCAUCCUGACUAUGUCGUUCCUAAAUCAAAGCAAAGCUCUAAGCCCGUUCCACCAAAACUUCCAACGCCAUUUAAAUUGUUCAGCGAUGACAAAAUGGCAAAAUUAUUGGCCCAAGGAAUGUCAGUAACUGAGGCAAAAGAACGUUGCAGAGAAGCCUAUAAAGAACUGAAGGAUAAGCAAAAAUUGAAAUGGAUUUAUCAAGCUCUAGAGCAUGAAAUCAAAUACAACGAGGAGAUGGAAAACUUUAAGGCGAAGUACCCAGACGUGGAAGCUUCAGCCAAGAAACUGAGUCUUCUUACCAAAGACGAACUGCAGAUUAAACACAAACAUGAAGGAAAACCAGAUAAGCCACCCAAUUCUGGAUACAGUUUGUUUUCGAGAAAACUGCUAUCAAGUAACGCGCUGAAGCAGUUUGAAUCAAAGGAGAGAAUGACAGAAAUUUCAAGACUAUGGAAAGAACUCAGUGAUGAUGAAAAAGCAGCGUACAACGCUAAAGCCACACAGUUGAACCACUUUUAUAAGAUGAAAUAUGCUUCUUAUCUUGAGACAUUGACACCUGAGCAAAGAAAUGCAGAAUUAAUAAGUUCCGUAAGCAAAAACAUGAAAAGAGUUGCUGGUAAAAAAGGAGAAGAAGAGCCGACGGACAAAAAAAUUAAAAUAAGUCUACCACAUGGUUUGGAGCUUUCAGACGCAGAAAGCGAUGGCGAAGUUGGUAGUGACGAGGACGACUUUGAACUUCCCCCGAAAGCAGCAAUCCAAAAACCUAACUCUUCGCUGCAAAUGUUUUGCGAUACCAAUAUGGAGAAGUACACCACCAAACACCCCAAACUGACAAAACAGGAACUCACCAGAUUGAUGGCCAAAGAAUUCGCUAAAUUAAGCGAAGAAAAAAAAAAAAUUUAUGGAAACAUGGCUCAAAAGUCAAAAAAUGAAAUGCCGUCAUCUGCUAAAAAGGAAGCAAGCACGGCGCCAAAGGCCAAGGCCAAGGCAGCAAAAGCAACACCAAAUUCAAAGAAGGCAGCCGCAAAAUCAGUCGCCUCUGCAACCGUAAAAUCCUCCGAGCCAACCGUUUCGCCAUCCAAAGAAUCCACGGCAAAGAGUGAAUUACAAGCUCCCAAGUCGCCUUCAAAAAUUAAACCAUCUUUAAAUGCCAAUGCAAAAUCCUCGGCACAAAAGGAAUCUUCAAAGACCCCAAAAGUCCCAUUGUGGGCUGCAAAUCAAAUGUUGUUCAAGACCGAAAAGGCGAAGGAACCUCCGAAAGUACCAGAAAGUGCUGCUGCUUACUACGCGCUUACUCAACAUUCCAAGGGCGGAGAUGUUAGCUCGGCUGAAAUCGACACUUUGUGGGGAAAGGUGACAGAAAAGCAAAAGACUAAAUAUAUACAGGAACACAAGAAGAAGCAGAAGGAAUACGUAGCGAAUUUCGAAAAGUUUGUUCGGUCGUUGAACACAGAGGAACUUAAAGCUUACCGGGCGUUCAUGAAGAAACGCGAACUGGCUCAGAAGGAGGCCAAAGAAGCUAAAACGGACGAAAGUUCUGACGAAGAAGCUGAUCCGGGUAGUUCAAAUGAAGACGAAGUAAGUGGCGCAAGCGCAGAAGAUGAAGAGCAGAUGUCUUCGGAGGAAGACUGAAACCUACCGGUGGAAAAGUGUCAUUGAAAAUCUAACUUAUGUGUAGAAUUUCACCAGUUGUAAAUCCGCAAAUUUCUUUAAGUGCCUUUAGUACUUCUUAAGCUGACGGCCGCUACAUUGGUGUUCAACGUUGAUUGUUUAAUCCGGAAAUCGGGAUAUUAUUAAUUCCCUGAAGGUCUAAUCGUUUUAUACCCGUAAGGACAAUGACCAAAAAUGUGUAAUGUGUUUGAAUCGUUUUCGAAGUUUCAAUAAACGGAUUUCAUUCAA